This is a messenger RNA of Sycon ciliatum, 2282 nucleotides long. RefSeq lists its product as uncharacterized. Lineage: Eukaryota; Metazoa; Porifera; Calcarea; Leucosolenida; Sycettidae. Bases 354 to 1712 code for a protein of 452 amino acids. The transcript is spliced from 5 exons. The record is from RefSeq and is a predicted model, not a curated record.
UCUACCAGCUAGCGUUAGCGUGUUGUUAUGCUAAGGUCAGAAAGGACUUAGUGGCACUCGCUGGUUUAUAUCAUCAGUUGAAGAAUAUUCCUUAUCCUGGCGUCGAUCGCUGAGAAGGUGCACUAUUGGCUACUGACGUGCAUAAUAGUUUGUUACAUUCACAACAGUGUUGCUGUGGUAAUCCGCGCAGUGCUGAACAUCUCUGCUAUUCACUGUGCAACUGUAUCAUACCGCUAUCAAAACUUACUGGGACCGGCAGUACGUAAUCUUCUGAGAAAUUCUCAGUAAUCCACACCAUACACUGUACGCUAUACACCCGUGUACUACUGAAUAUACAACAUCACCAGGAGAACAUGUUUGCUUCAAAGUUACAUGGCAAUCUCAAGACUGUCAGUAAGUUUGUUCAGCGUGGUUAUGCUGUGAGUGUACAGAGCCGGUUAGUCCAGUCAACCAGCGGGUCAAGGUUAUGUGUUACUAGUAAGGUGACUCAGACAUCAGCACAGUCCAGGCAGUCAGUUAGGUGGAGAUCAGAUCAGUCUGGUCGUCAAGUCACUACGGUACAUGAUGCUGUUGAUGCCAUUGAUUCAAUCUGUGAUAGCAUCGUGAAGUCACGCACUUUUCAACCCAGCUAUCUACUAUCACAAUGUUCUCUCAUUCAACGACAUGUUACUGAACUACGGCGUCCAAGCAAGGUUGGGGAUAUCCUGCAGGCAUGUUCUCAUAUCAGUGAGGAGAACACUGACGUGACCAAGUUGGCAGUAUCUGCUCUGAACCAACUGGCCAGUCUACCCACGUAUGUCUGGCAAGACAACAGGAAUCAAGAGCACCUGAGAUGGGCAGUGUACUGGGCUGGAAAGUGUAGAUGUUCAGCUCCAGGAAUCACGAAGUUACUACAACAGCAGCUUGAUGUCAUGUGCAUUGAGGAAUGUAGAGAUGUUGAUCAGUGUGCAUAUGCAUUGUUUUUGUUGAAUAUGCCUGAUCGUCACCUGGCCCAACACUUGACGAAUCGCUACCUUACCAUCCAGAGUACAGGUGAUCCCAAGUAUCGUCAUACUGUAGUACUCAGACUACUUCUCUACUGUACACUGUGUGGUGUAGAGUGCAGUACCUUGCUGAAGCUGAUCAGUGUUGAUCAUCUGAUACAGAAGUGCAGUCCUCGCCUUGUGCAACUGCUAUAUUUGCACAACGCCCUCCCUGUCACUAACGACCAGCAGCUACAGAUAUUGGAAAGAUGUUUGGUGUGGUUCCAGAACGAUUUGACAAGUCAGAAGUCUGGCCGGAUGUAUGAUAUGCUGUCAUACUUCAUUGGCCCAAAGUACACCACUGGCAUAUCUCUGGUUGAUGGUGUGCAAGUUCAGGCAUUCUGCAUAUUCAACCAAGACCAUGAACCAAUGGAGACUGAUGCGUAUCCAGCUGAUGUAUACAAUGGUGGAUCAGUAAAUAUGACUGCAGCUAGAUGUCAUGGUUUCAGUGUUGUAGCAUGUCAGGGUGUGAGUGACACUCAGUUACUACGUCAUCCUGUUCGUACACCUCACGGGUAUGAUACUCUUGAGGCAUCAGCGCUCAAAUCUCGAGGAUGUUACAUUAUUCCGAUGGUACUCGAAUAUGGCGCUCGGCACUCGCAAAAAAGCAGCCACACUAUCCCGGAUUUGCUGAUCAAUUAUCCGUAUCACAUCACCGUGUUCAAAGACCUGUUACCCGCCAAGCAGUGAUGGACAUACACACUGAUGUCAUAGUCUACAAGAUGAUAUUUCUGGACAGCAGGAUACUAUGUCGAGUUGUGCCGUUAUGAAGUGUGUGAUAUCAUGUGAGACUGGAAUAUGAGGUCCGUUUUGUGAUUACUAAGAAAGUUGUGGACAUCUCUUUUGGUCUUGUGAUUGAAGUUUUCAUUUCUUCGAUUUCUUGCCACUUUUUCUGCUGAGCUGAUCACUGAGGAAAUUGGUGCUGCCUCUUGUUGAAUUCCACUCCAUUGGCUGAGUAACUGAGUACAUCGUAUGUGAGAGGGUAGUGCUGCUAGUGCUAGUGUAGUAUGCGUGUUGAUUGUGUUUUUGAAAUCCAGGCAUUGUUGAGUUUGUGCGUGAAUGUUUGCGUGUCUGUGCAUUCAGUUCCCAAUUCUUUUUUCUUUGUGCGUGCAUAUACAGUACAGUGUACUUUGAUAUUGUGAAUCCUCCACAUGACAUUGUGUGUUUUCAGCUUCCAUUGUCCAUACUAUGCAUAGUACAAGUAGCAUCUGGAGUAGCCAGGAUCCAUAUCUUUGACUGAGCUACAUAUUUAAAACUUAA